CUUGAGGGACCUCGCGCGCGCGCGGCCGGGGGGGCGGCCUCUGAGCGCGGCGGGCGGAGCAGCCCCGAGCGAACUGAGAGGCUGUAUGGUAGGAUCCCAUCUCUGAUGCUCUUCUAGCAGGUCGGCUCAGCAUGUCGGUCAGCGUCCACGAGACCCGCAAGUCGCGGAGCAGCACGGGCUCCAUGAACAUCACGCUGUUCCACAAGGCCUCACACCCCGACUGCGUGCUGGCGCACCUCAACACGCUGCGCAAGCACCGCAUGUUCACCGACGUGACGCUCUGGGCCGGUGACCGCGCCUUCCCCUGCCACCGCGCCGUGCUGGCCGCCUCCAGCCGCUACUUCGAGGCCAUGUUCAGCCACGGCCUGCGGGAGAGCCACGACGACACGGUCAACUUCCAGGACAACCUGCACCCCGAGGUGCUGGAGCUGCUGCUGGACUUUGCCUACUCGUCGCGCAUCGUCAUCAACGAGGAGAACGCUGAGUCGCUGCUGGAGGCGGGCGACAUGCUGCAGUUCCACGACGUGCGGGACGCGGCCGCCGAGUUCCUGGAGAAGAACCUGUUCCCAUCUAACUGCCUGGGCAUGAUGCUGCUCUCGGACGCCCACCAGUGCCGCCGGCUCUACGAGUUCUCCUGGCGCAUGUGCCUGGUGCACUUUGAGGCCGUGCGCCAGAGCGACGACUUCAACAGCCUCUCCAAGGACACCCUGCUGGACCUCGUCUCCAGCGACGAGCUGGAGGCCGAGGACGAGCGCGUGGUCUUCGAGGCCGUGCUGCAGUGGGUCCGGCAUGACCUGGAGCAGCGCAAGGCCCACCUGCCCGAGCUCCUCCGCGGCGUGCGGCUGGCCCUGCUGCCCUCCGACUGCCUGAAGGAGGCCGCGUCCGGCGACGCCCUGCUCAUGGCGGAUGAGCGCACGCGGCUGCUGGUGGACGAGGCACUGCGCUGCAAGGCCCGGAUCCUGCAGAACGACGGCGUGGUCACCAGCCCCUGCGCCCGGCCGCGCCGGGCCGGCCACACGCUGCUCAUCCUCGGGGGCCAGACCUUCAUGUGCGACAAGAUCUACCAGGUGGACCACAAGGCCAAGGAGAUCAUCCCGAAGGCGGACCUGCCCAGCCCCCGCAAGGAAUUCAGCGCCUCGGCCAUCGGCUGCAAGGUGUACGUCACCGGGGGCCGGGGCUCCGAGAACGGGGUCUCCAAGGACGUGUGGGUGUACAACACGGUCCACGAGGAGUGGUCCAAGGCGGCGCCCAUGCUGAUCGCCCGCUUCGGCCACGGCUCCGCCGAGCUGGAGAACUGCCUCUACGUGGUCGGGGGCCACACGUCGCUGGCCGGCGUCUUCCCGGCCUCGCCGUCGGUCUCGCUGAAGCAGGUGGAGAAGUAUGACCCCGGGGCGAACAAGUGGACCAUGGUGGCCCCGCUGAGGGACGGCGUCAGCAACGCCGCAGUGGUGAGCGCCAAGCUGAAGCUCUUCGUGUUCGGCGGCACCAGCAUCCACCGGGACAUGGUGUCCAAGGUCCAGUGCUACGACCCGUCGGAGAACCGGUGGAGCAUCAAGGCCGAGUGUCCGCAGCCCUGGCGGUACACCGCGGCCGCCGUGCUGGGCAGCCAGAUCUUCAUCAUGGGCGGCGACACGGAGUUCACGGCCGCCUCGGCCUACCGCUUCGACUGCGAGAGCAACCAGUGGACGCGGAUCGGGGACAUGACCGCCAAGCGCAUGUCCUGCCACGCGCUGGCGUCGGGCAACAAGCUCUACGUGGUGGGGGGCUACUUCGGCACCCAGCGGUGUAAGACCCUGGACUGCUACGACCCCACGUCGGACACGUGGAAUUGCGUCACCACCGUGCCCUACUCGCUCAUCCCCACGGCCUUCGUCAGCACCUGGAAGCACCUGCCCGCCUGAGGCGCGCGGAGCCAGCCAGACGCUACGUGUUUCUCCCUGCCCCACGGCCGCGGCCCUCGCUCAUGCACGUGGCCCUGACCUUGUCUGUGGGAUGCUCCACCCGGCCCAGCGCUCUGAGCUGCCAGCAGCUGGCCCACCAGUCCUGGGAGCGGUGGCCUCGGGGGCUGCUCCGAGCUUCAGGGAAGAAGAGCCGUCUCCGCGUCCUGUGGGUCUGGCUGAGGCCUUGCCUGCUUUGCGGUGGUUUGCGGGGGGGAGAGGACCUUCCAGGGGGCGUGGACGGAUACCAGGACUCCCUCGGC
This is a messenger RNA of Budorcas taxicolor (takin), 2200 nucleotides long. It is a transcript of the gene KLHL25, whose product is annotated as kelch like family member 25. The record is from RefSeq and is a predicted model, not a curated record. Bases 132 to 1901 code for a protein of 589 amino acids. The transcript is spliced from 4 exons. Lineage: Eukaryota; Metazoa; Chordata; Mammalia; Artiodactyla; Bovidae. Gene Ontology annotation, molecular function: protein binding.